Penicillium chermesinum is the source of this 921-nucleotide messenger RNA. RefSeq lists its product as uncharacterized. Lineage: Eukaryota; Fungi; Ascomycota; Eurotiomycetes; Eurotiales; Aspergillaceae. Bases 1 to 921 code for a protein of 306 amino acids. The transcript has a single exon. The record is from RefSeq and is a predicted model, not a curated record.
AUGCUUCCGAGGGCAUUCCGCCAAUUCGGCCCUUUGCCCAGUAGAGUCAGAUUUCUGCCCGGCAACAGAAUCAUCUUUAGUCCAGCUACCACCGUCCACUCUCCGCCCCAGCAUUCGAUCCAGCCAGCAACCCCUUUCACCACAAAGACGGGGCUUCUACACCAAAGGAUCUUGGAUGAUGACUGGCCUCUCCUGCGACCCUCAAAACGUGUUCCUACUAUGGAAACAACCUGUAACCGAGCUGAUAAUCUAGAACGUCUUCUUCAAAAAGAUGGGUUCAAGACAUGGGGCUUUGUUAUUUACCGCUGCACCUACGACAGUGACCUUGACUGGCAAAAAUUUCUAGACUUCUAUAUGAGCGGAGUAAAGGCAUCGCUAAAAUUCUAUGGUGGUCUUGAUCUACUGGAUAGUUUUGCGCCUACAGUCCUUGAGGAUCCUUCGUUUAAAAGUGCGAAGGUCACCGAACUGCGUGAGCAUUUCAAUACAUGGGCCCUGGAGGCAAUGCAGCGAGAACAAAAUAUCACUGUUGCAAGGGCUCAUAAGUAUUAUCCUUAUUCAGGACGAUAUCGGUUCUUCAUUAUGGUAGACCAAGCUGCCUUACAAUCUGUGUUAAAUGCGCCAGAUAAGAAAUUGCGGAAGAAAGCAUUUGUUCGGCUGGUAAACACGGAAUGGGAGCCUCAGGUUCUAGAUGAGGAUGAAAUCGAGGCGCUUGGUGGUCCGCUAGACGAGUUUGAGCCUCUGGAGGGAUGCACACUAGAAGAUGUUGGGUGGAUGCUGAUGCCAUUUAAUCAAGCCGGGCUUACUGCGUUCCACCAUGUGAGAGAUACUGUUGAUUUUGAUUUUUAUUAUUGUCGGCCUCCAGAAAUGCAGUCAUUGACGCUUUUCGAACGUAUCCUGAUUGAAGGAUUUGAGGCUAGCUGA